Messenger RNA from Theileria parva strain Muguga, 660 nucleotides. RefSeq lists its product as uncharacterized. NCBI's taxonomy places the organism in Eukaryota, Apicomplexa, Aconoidasida, Piroplasmida, Theileriidae. The transcript has 3 exons. The coding region runs from base 189 to 587 and encodes 132 amino acids. Gene Ontology annotation, cellular component: nucleolus. The record is from RefSeq and is a predicted model, not a curated record.
UUAUAUUAUCCAAUUUUAUCUCUCACUCAUUAUAAAUUAGAUAAAAAAUAAUUUUUUAAAUAGAUAAUUAAUUGUUUCAGCGGGUAACUGAUCGAUUGUAUCCUUGGUUAGGCCGGGAAUUAACGAAUAUUUCCGUGUGAUUCCACUGGUAUUAAUAUUAGUUUAGCAGUGGCAACUGGGUAAAAAUUAUGAAAGAUGUGGAAAAAAAGUACGAAAAUGUGAUUUCCGGCGGACUAAAAUUAAAAGGCAAAAUCAUCUCAAAAUCAAAUAAAAAAAUUAUUAAACCAAUUAAAACCGAAGAUUCCAAAGAAUUUCUCACAAUCCCAAAUGAACCGCAGGAAUUAACCAGCAAAAGUGACCUCCAAGGAAAUAAACUAGAUGUCCUCAACCAACGAAUCGAAAAAGUGAAGAGUGAUGUGAGUUUGACGAGUAGUGAGAAGGCGUUUAAGAUAGCGCAGAUAAAGAGAACUUACAAGAGAAUCGAGCAAUCACUCAAGGAAUCACACAGGGAAAAAAUCGAAAAAUUCAACAACAAACUCUCCAAACUCUCCGAACAUUUUGAUAUACCGAAGGUUGGCCCUGGAUAAUUUAUUAACAUUGUGAAAAAAAUUUUUUUAAUAAUUUUAAUAUUUUUUGAAAAAUAAUUUAUUUACGGAUUCA